ACUUUUCUUCCCACUCUCUCUCUCCGGUCUUCUUCAAAGCAAAAAAACUGAAAAUUUUCUCUCAACAACAUUUGUUUCCCGAAUUUUACUCCUCCAAUUUUAAUCUGAGGCUCGAAUCUGUAAUUACAAUUGAUCUGUAAAAUUGUUAAAGUACCAUUAAACAAUAUGUUUGAGCCCCAACAUUUGGUAGAUUUACAAGAUAACCGCUCAGCAACUGCUGCCGCCGGCACGGCUGAACCUAACUCGUGGCUUUCCGGCGACGUUCGCCUCCAUCAUACGGCAUCCUCCUCUCCUUCUUCUCUGCACCGUACGCUCUCUGCGCUCUCCAAUGCCUCAGCCGCCGGCAGCUAUGACCCUGUCCUCUUUAACGACCUCGUCGAAAUGGUCCCCCUCGUUCAGUCACUCAUUGAUCAGAAGGUGAAUCCUUCGUUUACUCGGAGAGGUUCAAUGAUCUAUACCAAGACACCGUCUAGAGAAUCACUUGCUCGAAAGACAGCUGAAGUAAAGGCGAGGAAUGGAGUUCAAUCUAUUCCUAUGAAAAGGAAUAAGGACCACAGGAAUAACCAAGACAGAAUUGCUGACAACUCAUCUAUGCUUUCAAGGUUAUCACCAACAGAAAAGGAUAUGGAAGAAUUGUUGGUUUUGAGAGAACAAGUUCUGGAUCUACAAAGGAAGUUAUCAGAGAAAGAUGAACUUCUGAAGUCAGCAGAGAUCUCAAAAACUGAGAUUCUGGCCAAGCUAAAUGAAUUGAAAACUGAAGCAGCAGAAAAGGAGUUUUUACUAAAUUCCACCCAAGUACAACUUGCUGAUACAAAGAUUAAGCUAGCUGACAAACAAGCAGCUGUGGAGAAGUUACAAUGGGAAGCAAUGACAUCCAAUCAACGUGUUGAACAGCUACAGAAAGAUCUUAAAGGGGUGCAAGGAGAAAUUUCAUCAUUUAUGCUGGUAUUUGAAGGGUUGGCAAGAAACGUUUCUACCCUUUCUGCUAAAGAUUAUGAUGCUGUAUCUUGUGCUUCAGAUCACAAUCCUGAUCUUGAUGACUUGGAUGAAAUUCAGAUGCAAAAACUAGAGGCAGCAAGAGAAGCAUAUGCCACUGCUGUUGCGGCUGCAAAAGUGAAGCAGGAUGAUGAGUCUAUUGCUGCAGCUGCAAGUGCGAGGAUGCAUCUGCAGUCGUUUGUUAUGAGAUCAAAGAGUUCCAGCGGUGGCAAAGGAAAUCCAAAUGAUGGAGUUUCAAGAAUUAUUGCAGAAACAGUUUCUAUUAGCUAAUUUAGGUGUACCUGCUUGAGGUGAUGAUUGUAGAUUUGGCUGCUUGUUGAUAAUUAGGUGCAUAUCGUUCUUUACUAAAGUGUGAGUGAACUAUUGCUCGUCAUUUCCUUUUCUUCUUGUGCUUUUACAUGUUGAAUGGAAACAAAAAAUGAAAUGUGUACUAAUUUGUGGUCAAUGUUACUUUCUUGAAUAGUGGUUACACGCCCAUAUUACAUGGUAUUAUUCUUCUUAA
Molecule: messenger RNA, 1498 nt
Organism: Coffea eugenioides
Lineage: Eukaryota; Viridiplantae; Streptophyta; Magnoliopsida; Gentianales; Rubiaceae
Product: protein MICROTUBULE BINDING PROTEIN 2C
Exons: 5
Coding region: 166-1266 (366 amino acids)
Biological process (GO): plasmodesmata-mediated intercellular transport
Molecular function (GO): microtubule binding
Source: RefSeq, a predicted model, not a curated record